Staurois parvus is the source of this 383-nucleotide messenger RNA. The record is from the annotation of a GenBank genome assembly. Lineage: Eukaryota; Metazoa; Chordata; Amphibia; Anura; Ranidae.
UACUAUGUGAGCUGUGAUUGGUCACAGCUUGUCACAUGGUACAAGGCUGUUAUGAAUAGCCUUGUAUCAUGUGACCUCUGUGAUCAUUCACAGAUUUCACACGUAGAAAGCAAUGAUGUCAGGAAGUGACAUCUGGUUUACUACUAUUCAUGUGAUCACUGACUGACCAAUCAGGGAUCACAUGAAUCGGGACCUCACAAAAGAGAUCCUGUACAGCGAUCGAUGUCCUCCGGACACAGCGGGCACCGGCACUGUGGCUGCGUAUGGCAGCAAGUACCCCUACCUGGAAAUGCAAAAUCACGUAUAUAUUACACACACGGUUUUGCACACCCAUGCCACCCCGUAGCAGUAUUUCUGCUAUAGGGCGGUCGGGAAGUGGUUAA